GCCAGUCUCCCCCGGACAGAGCCGCCGCCUGCCCCCGCCAUGGGUCGACAGAAGGAGCUGGUGUCCCGCUGCGGGGAGGUGCUCCACCUUCGCUACCGGCUGCUGCGCCAGGCACUCGCUGAGUGCUUGGGAACCCUCAUCCUCGUGAUGUUUGGCUGUGGCUCUGUGGCCCAGGUCGUGCUCAGCCGGGGCACACAUGGAGGCUUCCUCACCAUCAACCUGGCCUUCGGCUUCGCUGUCACUCUGGGCAUCCUCAUUGCUGGCCAGGUUUCUGGGGCCCACCUGAACCCUGCUGUAACCUUUGCCAUGUGCUUUCUGGCACGCGAACCCUGGAUCAAGCUGCCCGUCUAUACCCUGGCUCAGACGCUGGGAGCCUUCCUGGGUGCUGGGAUCAUUUUUGGACUGUAUUAUGAUGCAAUCUUGGCCUUUGCCAACAAUGAGUUUAUAGUCUCGGGCCCCAACGGCACAGCUGGCAUCUUUGCCACUUACCCCUCUGGACACUUGGACAUGGUCAAUGGCUUCUUCGACCAGUUCAUUGGCACCGCCUCCCUCAUUGUCUGUGUGCUGGCUAUUGUUGACCCAAACAACAACCCAGUCCCCCGUGGCCUGGAGGCCUUCACCGUGGGCCUGGUGGUCCUGGUCAUCGGCACCUCCAUGGGCUUCAACUCCGGCUAUGCUGUCAACCCUGCCCGAGACUUUGGCCCCCGUCUUUUCACCGCCAUCGCUGGUUGGGGCUCUGAGGUCUUCACGACUGGCAAGCACUGGUGGUGGGUGCCCAUUGUCUCCCCACUCCUGGGCUCCAUCGCUGGCGUCUUCGUGUACCAGCUCAUGAUUGGCUGCCACCUGGAGCAGCCCCCAGCUUCUACUGAGCAGGAGAAUGUGAAGCUGGCCCAUAUGAAGCACAAGGAGCAGAUAUGAGUGGGCAAGGGCCAUCCCCACUGCCCCCUCCCUUGAGCAUCCACUGACUGUACAGGGGCCACUCUCUAGACACCCACUCAUGACCUCCCUCCCAAGCUCCCUGCCUACCCCCCAAUUGCUGGACGGCUCCCUUAAGGAUUUGUCACUGGACCCUGCCCAAAUGAGACCUCAGGCCACUGCCCUUAAGCUGUGGUGGGACAGGGAGCCGGGCCAACACAUCCCUUUGUCUCCCAAAGGAAGAGAAUGGGCAGCAAGGAUGUGUGUGUGUGUGUGUGUGUGUAUGUGUUUCUCCAGAUGUUCAGGGCAAGGAACCCAGUGCAAAGGAUUCUAGCCAUGGGAGAAGCCUGGAGGAAGGGACGAGGUGAUGUGUACAUAUGGAAGGAAAAUGCCAGGGGUGUGUUCAUUUCAGGACCUCCAUAUAGAGGAGGGUCCUGAUAAAUGUGUUUCAGAGUAUAUGUGUGUCUGCCCUUUUUUCUAAGGGGGGCUUUUAUAGGCUUUUGGGGAGGUGGGGUAGGAAUAUAUAGGGUUGGGGGAGGGGAAUCACAGCCUGGGUUUGGAGUUCUGGCUUUAUAUAAGUAGAAGCCAUAUAAUGUGCUCUGGCAUAAUCUAGGCCUGAGCGGGUUGGGGUGAAGCCCAGGUCAUAAUUUUCAUGUUGGCUUUAAAAAAAAAAAUAUAUAUAUAUAUAUAGCAGAUGUUACAUACAGUCUUAGAGUUAGGGGUUGAGUGACUUCACUACAAAUAGGGUCCUCACUCCUUUAAUCCUCCAUCAGUAUAUGCACUUCUUUGUCUUUUAUAAAAAAAAUAAUAAAAUGUAUACCCCAAACUGCUGACUGUGCAAUAUCUUUGCUUUCUCUGCUGAUUCUCUGGACCCUGAUAAGGAGCGUCAGUGCAUCUGGCUACAAAUACCCAAAGUACCCUGCUGGGUGUCCUUAACCUGGCCAGGGUACCCUGGGGGUGAGGGGCAGUACUCCAGCCCUGCUCUGGGUGGCGGGAGUCAGUCACACAGAGGGAUCAGAGAGCCUCUUCACCAAGCUUUUCAGCUCGAACUUAGGGUCCUGAACUUUCCCCCAAGCUUCCACCAUCUUGGGUGCUGUUAGCAC
Messenger RNA from Loxodonta africana (African savanna elephant), 2018 nucleotides. It is a transcript of the gene AQP3, whose product is annotated as aquaporin 3 (Gill blood group). Bases 40 to 918 code for a protein of 292 amino acids. The record is from RefSeq and is a predicted model, not a curated record. Gene Ontology annotation, molecular function: urea transmembrane transporter activity; water channel activity; glycerol channel activity. The transcript is spliced from 6 exons. Gene Ontology annotation, biological process: water transport; glycerol transmembrane transport. Gene Ontology annotation, cellular component: basolateral plasma membrane; plasma membrane. Lineage: Eukaryota; Metazoa; Chordata; Mammalia; Proboscidea; Elephantidae.